UGGACACACGGACAGAUGGACACACGGGGACAGAUGGACACAUGGACAGAUGGACAUAGGGACAGAUGGACACACGGGGACAGAUGGACACAUGGACAGAUGGACACACGGACAGAUGGACAUGGACACACGGACAGAUGGACACACGGACAGAUGGACAUGGACACACGGACAGAUGGACACACGGACAGAUGGACAUAGGGACAGAUGGACAUAUGGGGACAGAUGGACACAUGGACAGAUGGACACACGGACAGAUGGACAUGGACACACGGACAGAUGGACACACGGACAGAUGGACAUAGGGACAGAUGGACAUAUGGGGACAGAUGGACACAUGGACAGAUGGACACACGGACAGAUGGACACACGGGGACAGAUGGACACACAGAUAGAUGGACAUGGACACAUGGACAGAUGGACACACGGACAGAUGGACACACGGGGACAGAUGGACACACGGACAGAUGGACACACAGACAUGGACACACGGGGACAGGCAGGCACAGGGACAGAUGGACAGAGGGACACACGGGGACAGACAGACACACGGACGCGGGCACAGACACGUGCCACCCCCCGUGAGUCACGGAAAGUCUCCUCGGCCGCCCGGUGGCCCCGGUGUGACCCUGGGCCGUCCCCGCCGGGCCCUCCCCGCUCCCAACGCCCCCCGGCAGCCCCGGGCGGGCUGAGCCGCGUCCUUGGAGCGAGGAGGAGCCCAAGGAGCGUCCAAAUUCCCGGGGCGGGUUCAGCGUCGGGGACCGGGGUCUGUGACUGCCCCAGACCUCUCAGUCGCACUGCGGGGGCAGCGCUUCCCGGCGGGGAAACUGAGGCACCUGGGGUCUCAUCCGAGGUGUGCAGGGGACUGAGGGCACCCGAAAAGGGCAUGGGAGGGUUUGGGGUCUCGCCAGGCAUGGAGGCAUCUGGGCUCCCUGGUGAGGGGGCUGCAGGUAAAGGGGUUUUUGGACUGUUUUUGGCAGGUCCAGCACGGCGAGGGGACACUCUUGGCCGAAGCUGUGGAGUUGGGAACAUUGGGGGUGAUUUGAGGCUUCGCUGACCUGGGAGACAGAGAAAAGGCCGAUGACAGACCACCAAAGAGGCAGUCGGUGCCAGAGCCCGAGUCUGGAGCACAGACACGCUCAGAAGGAGCUGAUCACUCUGGGUUGCUG
This is a messenger RNA of Vidua macroura (Pin-tailed whydah), 1169 nucleotides long. RefSeq lists its product as uncharacterized. The record is from RefSeq and is a predicted model, not a curated record. Lineage: Eukaryota; Metazoa; Chordata; Aves; Passeriformes; Viduidae. The transcript is spliced from 2 exons. Bases 50 to 1057 code for a protein of 335 amino acids.